AACUCUCAGUACCUCAGCGAAUUGGAUGAUCUUAGAUCACAGCUUUCAGUCACUCAAGCAACUGCUGAUGCCAGUGCUGCAUCAGCUCAGUCAGCACAGCUUCAGUGUUUAGCACUUAUAAAGGAAUUGGAUGAGAAGAAUAGUUCACUGAGAGAGCAUGAGGAUCGUGUAACUAGGUUAGGAGAGCAACUAGAUAAUUUGCAGAAGGAUCUCCAGGCAAGGGAAUCUUCCCAAAAGCAGCUGAAAGAUGAGGUCUUGAGAAUUGAGCAUGAUAUCAUGCAAGCUGUUGCUAAGGCAGGAGCAAACAAGGACUGUGAGCUCAGGAAACUGUUGGAUGAGGUUUCUCCCAAGAAUUAUGAAAAGAUUAAUAAACUUUUGAUUGUUAAGGAUGAAGAAAUAGCCAAACUGAAAGAUGAAAUCAGGAUUAUGUCUGCCCACUGGAAGCUCAAAACCAAGGAAUUGGAAUCUCAGUUAGAGAAACAGCGACGAGCUGAUCAGGAACUGAAAAAGAGGGUGUUGAAAUUGGAAUUUUGUCUCCAGGAAGCUCGUGCUCAGACACGAAAACUCCAAAGGAUGGGAGAGCGCAGGGACAAAGCUAUAAAAGAACUUCGAGAUCAGCUGGCAGCAAAACAACAAUGUGGAGCUGGGGGUGCUGAGAAACAGAAUUUCUGGGAAACCUCUGGUUUCAAGAUUGUAGUUUCUAUGUCAAUGUUGAUCUUGGUGGUGUUUUCAAAGCGGUGAUUUCAUCUUGUUAUGUAGGUGUUGUGUAUAAUGAAAUACCUGAAGAGUUUAGGAAAGCCGUAGAGCCAUUGCCCUUGUAGAAAGGCUUGUGGAUGUAGUACAGAAUCUCAGUAUCAGUCGAAAUACCAUCAAUCCUUAUGGUGGUGAUUUCACUGCUAGGCCUAUAACAUGCAUGAGAAUUGCUCUUACUUUUUCCUGUA
Messenger RNA from Theobroma umbraticum, 941 nucleotides. Its product is annotated as nuclear envelope-associated protein 2-like. The record is from RefSeq and is a predicted model, not a curated record. NCBI's taxonomy places the organism in Eukaryota, Viridiplantae, Streptophyta, Magnoliopsida, Malvales, Malvaceae.